Messenger RNA from Guyanagaster necrorhizus, 984 nucleotides. RefSeq lists its product as uncharacterized. The record is from RefSeq and is a predicted model, not a curated record. Lineage: Eukaryota; Fungi; Basidiomycota; Agaricomycetes; Agaricales; Physalacriaceae. The transcript has 6 exons. Bases 1 to 984 code for a protein of 327 amino acids.
AUGCUAGAAACCUCAGGAAUUCCGUGCCUGCAGUUGACUCGGCUUUUGCCGGCCGGACUCAGUUCGGAAACGGCCCCCGAAGGCCAACCAUCAUUCUCUCACCUUCUCCAUGUCCCAUUCGACGGUUUCCCCCAGAGUUGCUUCAGAAAAUAUUGCGGCCGCACUUGCUAUGUUGGUUUUAAUUUUUGCUCUGCAGCCAACCAAGAAGAGACCAAGACUUCACAGCGCGAGAAACCCAUCUUUGCAUACUCAAAGAAGAUCUUGUGUCAACUGAAUGCGACGCGCGAGGGCGGUGUCGGUAUUACCGCAGAACGUAGUUGUGUGCAUGUUCGCGGAUACUGGGGGCUCUUGCAGUGUAGGGCACGACAGGAUCGUGCACAAGGACUCCAUUUCACUUCAUCGGCUCCCUUGCUAGACCUCUUUACUCUGGAAGGCGCAGGCUCGAGACGCCAAUUCGAACUCCACUCUGCACCAUCUGACGCGCUAGAAACCGCCAUUAACCACCAUUUUGUCUCCGCCUCUGGACUGCGCUACAGGAGGGUCAAGGACGUACGGAGUAAUUCUGUUGUCAGUAUCGGGGCGGAGACGGAGCACUCGUGUUUGGUAUCCAUCGAUUUAUAUUUCCCUGCCGCUCUGAGCCGCCAAACCACGAACAGUCGCCAAAGCGGGAAAACGAGGCCAUUAAUUCGCAAGAAAGAAGGGAGUAUUACGUCCGAAUCUGCCCCGGUUUUCUCAUCUGACACACGUCAUGACCACUACGGUGCAUACUUCAUACGAAAAUGGUAUUCAUCUGUGAAUUGUGGUCUGCGUUCCCUGCGAGCCUCCGAUAUCACCUUGCGCUAUACCGUACACGUCAACCCUCCGUCUAGAGCCAACCUCCCAUUCCUCGUCUACCGAUAUCUUGUCUCUAAGAAAACGUACAUAGAGCGGACAUCGCUAACGUAUUGUCCGACCUCGUUCACGAGUUCCUCCAUCAGACGAUAG